Homarus americanus (American lobster) is the source of this 1161-nucleotide messenger RNA. Its product is annotated as histidine-rich protein PFHRP-II-like. The coding region runs from base 1 to 1161 and encodes 386 amino acids. The transcript has 2 exons. NCBI's taxonomy places the organism in Eukaryota, Metazoa, Arthropoda, Malacostraca, Decapoda, Nephropidae. The record is from RefSeq and is a predicted model, not a curated record.
AUGGCUCACAUUCCUCACCAUGGCUCACAUUCCUCACCAUGGCUCACACCUCACCAUGGCUCACAUUCCUCACCAUGGCUCACACACAUUCCUCACCAUGGCUCACAUUCUCACCAUGGCUCACACUCCUCACCAUGUCUCACCUACCCCAUCACACUCCUCACCAUGGCUCACACUCCUCACGAUGGCUCACACUUCACCAUGGCUCACACCCACACCAUGGCUCACACUUACUCCCAUCACACUCCUCACCAUGGCUCACACUUACACCUCACUCACACGCCCCACCAUGGCUCACACGCCCACCAUGGCUCACACUCCUCACCAUGGCUCACAUUCUCACCAUGGCUCUCACACUCACUCACCAUGGCCUCACAUCUCACCAUGGCUCACAUCUCACCAUGGCUCACAUCUCACCAUGGCUCACACCUCACCAUGUCUCCACACACUUACACCCCACUCACCAUGGCUCACACCUCACGAUGGCUCACACUCCUCACCAUGGCUCACACCUCACCAUGGCUCACACCCCUCACCCCACACCUCACCAUGGCUCACACGCCCACCAUGGCUCACACUCCCCACGAUGGCUCACACCACCAUGGCCCACACCUCACCAUGGCUCACACACCCCAUCACACUCUCACCAUGGCUCACACCCCACCAUGGCUCACACCUCACCAUGGCUCACACUCCCACCAUGGCUCACACCUCACCAUGGCUCACACUCACCAUGGCUCACAUCUCACCAUGGCUCACACCUCACCAUGGCUCACACUUAUACCUCAUCACACCUCACCAUGGCUCACACUCCUCACUAUGGCUCACACCUCACCAUGGCUCACACUCCUCACCAUGGCUCCACCUCACCAUGGCUCAUACUCCUCACCAUGGCUCACACUCCUCACCAUGGCUCACACUCCUCACCAUGGCUCACACUCCCACCAUGGCUCACACUCCUCACCAUGGCUCCACUCCCCAUGGCUCAUACUCCUCACCAUGGCUCACACCUCACCAUGGCUCACACUCCUCACCAUGGCUCACACUUAUUACUCACAUCCUCACCAUGGCUCACACCUCACCAUGGCUCCACUCCCACCCAUGGCUCACAUCUCACCAUGGCUGCCCAUACUGGAAGCUCGGAUCUACGGCUCCCAGUAA